AUUUUUUUCCACAGAUUACCAAGCUUUGGACGAAUGCACAGUGCUUUCUGGAACUACAUCAUUAGUAGACGCUCAAUGUAUUCGGGACUGGCAAAUUCUUUAAAUAAAACUCAAACUGCUUGCUAUUAUUUUCAUCUAACCCAAGUUGCGAGUUUCAUCCUCACUCACAUUAUAUUUCAAAUUGCUGGUCUGAGAUGGCUAACAAUUACUGUAAUUAUUGCUAUAAUUAUAAUAAUUACCGUAUUACUAGUGGUAAUUAUACAAAUAAAAGCAAUAAUGAUGAUAAUAUUGAUGGCAGUAAACGAGAUGCUAGUUUCAGGGUGGCCAUUGCAUGCUGUAAUUGCUGAUCUGAUCGAACAGCUUGGUUACACAGUGAGGGAUUUCUAUAUGCUGGAUGGAGGGGUCCGGUUACAUAUGGUACCUUCCUGGGCAAUUCAUGUGUUCAUUGUUUGUGCCGUUCUUCUGCUGCUAGCUGUUUUCAUGGAGUGGUAUGUGGUCAGGCGGAAGCUGGUUAAACGAAGCAUCAACGGCAUGCAGCCAAAUUUCGGGAAAAGCAAAACACAUAUUAUUUUUUAUUAG
This is a messenger RNA of Gongylonema pulchrum, 579 nucleotides long. NCBI's taxonomy places the organism in Eukaryota, Metazoa, Nematoda, Chromadorea, Rhabditida, Gongylonematidae. The record is from the annotation of a GenBank genome assembly.